CCAUCUGGAAGAAAAAACACAGUGGGAACAUCCUAAGUCUGGGAAGAGGAAACGUGUUGCAGGAGGUCUGCCAUAUGGAUGGGAACAGGAGACUGAUGAAAAUGGACAAGUGUAUUUUGUAGACCACAUAAACAAAAGAACUACCUACCUUGACCCAAGGCUGGCCUUUACAGUCGAAGAUAAUCCAGUAAAACCUACUACUAGACAGAAGUAUGAUGGAAACAGCACUGCAAUGGAAAUUCUCCAAGGUCGUGACUUAAGUGGGAAAGUGGUUAUCAUCACGGGUGCGAAUUCAGGAAUAG
Messenger RNA from Apaloderma vittatum (bar-tailed trogon), 302 nucleotides. RefSeq names its product WW domain-containing oxidoreductase-like. The annotation marks the transcript as partial. Gene Ontology annotation, biological process: positive regulation of transcription by RNA polymerase II; hippo signaling. NCBI's taxonomy places the organism in Eukaryota, Metazoa, Chordata, Aves, Trogoniformes, Trogonidae. Gene Ontology annotation, molecular function: protein binding; transcription coactivator activity. The record is from RefSeq and is a predicted model, not a curated record. Gene Ontology annotation, cellular component: cytoplasm; nucleus. The transcript has 3 exons.